Aspergillus aculeatus ATCC 16872 is the source of this 1538-nucleotide messenger RNA. RefSeq names its product RNA-binding protein. Bases 46 to 1431 code for a protein of 461 amino acids. Gene Ontology annotation, molecular function: RNA binding. Gene Ontology annotation, cellular component: nucleolus. The transcript has 3 exons. The record is from RefSeq and is a predicted model, not a curated record. Gene Ontology annotation, biological process: maturation of LSU-rRNA from tricistronic rRNA transcript (SSU-rRNA, 5.8S rRNA, LSU-rRNA). NCBI's taxonomy places the organism in Eukaryota, Fungi, Ascomycota, Eurotiomycetes, Eurotiales, Aspergillaceae.
GCGCUUCAAACACCAGCCUACAUUUCUACGCCAGAUCGCAACAGGAUGGCUCCGGACAAGAAAGACAAGAAGCGCAAGGCUGCCAACGCCGUUGCCGCCGACUUGCCCGCAAAGAAGACCAAGAAGGUCGACGCCAAAUCUGCUCAACCUUCUAAGGAAGCUCCCAAGCCGGCUCUCAAGAAGACCAAGAAGACCGAGGCCCCUGUCAAGGCCGAAUCUUCCUCGAAACUGAAGGUCAACGGCGAGCCAGCUAGACAGGUCAAGCCCCGUAAGCGUGCCGCCGACUUCCUCAGUGACAACGAGGAGAGUGAGCCAGAGGCAAAGACUACCGAGGUCAAGGCUAGCAAGGAGAAGCCCAGCACCAAGAAGUCAAAGAAGUCAGAUGGGACCGCCGCCGCUGCCACGAAAGGAAAAGCCGCCAAAGCGAACACCAAACCCAAGAAGGUCGAGCCUGUUGUGGAAGAAGAUUCUGAGGAUGAGGAUGAGUCUGCCGCCUCGGAUGCAAGCCAGAGUGAGGGUGAGGAGGAUGACCGCACAACUGCUCUGAUCCGCGGCUUUGAGAGCAGCGGUGACGAGGCUGACUCCGACGACGAGGGCUUCGACCCGACUAAACCCCUGCCCAAGAUCCCCGACUUGAAGAAGGCGCAGCGCAAGGUGAGGAAGCAGCAAGAGAAUGCCGGCCAGUCAGAGGGGCCUGGUACGAUCUAUGUUGGACGUAUUCCCCACGGUUUCUACGAACACCAGAUGCGGGACUACUUCAACCAGUUCGGUACUGUCACCCGCCUGCGUCUUUCCCGUAAUCGUACCACCGGUCGCUCUAAGCAUUACGCUUUCAUCGAGUUCGAUUCGGAAUCCGAUGCUAAGGUCGCUGCGGCUACCAUGGACAACUACCUCCUGUACAAACACCUCCUGAAAUGUAAAUUUGUCCCACAGGAGCGUCUGCACCCUGAGAUCUGGAAGGGCGCCAACAGACGAUUCAAGCGAACCCCGUGGAACAAGAUCGAGAAGAGGCGACUUGAGCAGGGCAAGACGAGAGAGCAGUGGUCGGAUCGCAUUGAAAAGGAGCAGCAAAAACGGGCGGCCAAGGCAGAGCAGCUGAAGAGCAUUUUGGGAUACGAUCUGGAGCUUCCUCAACUGAAGAGCGUGGACGAAGUUCCUGUGCAAGAGCGCAAGGCUAUCGAGGCCGACGAGCUAACAGCCGAGGAACCUGCCAAGGCUAUUGAGGCUCCUAAAACCGAGGAGGUCGAAGCAGUGAAGGCCGUUGAAGAUACCCCUAAGAAGAUCAACAAGAAGGAGAAGAAGGCAGCUCAGUCCCCUGCUGUGCAAGAGACCGCCAAGCCAUCGACGAAGAAGAGUGAAGCCGCAGCCUCACCCGCCACUAAGAAAGCUAAGAAGACUGGCAAGAAGGUCAAGGCCAAGGCUACAGCUUGAUUCUUCGAUUCUAUCUAAAAUGUCAUUGUCCUGUUGUUCAUCGCAUAAAAGAUCGCUCGGAGUUGAUUGAUUUCAAUUGUACAUGGUUAUUGUAUUAUUCGCUAGGC